AUGUCCAUUACCAAGAUCUACAGCUGGCUGGGCGCGAAGGCUUCGCCUGUAACUCCAAGAUCGCUGGAAGGCCUGCGCCGUGGCCAGAAAGCAGAUGUGCUGGGCAAGGUGACGAACGUGACGGUUAAGGAUUUGAAAGAUGGCAGCGCAAAAGGUGAAGUUUGGCUGAAAGACGACAGCGACCGGCUUGUUUUGUGCGAGAUGUGGGGGAAGACGUUUGCAAGUUUGGCGAAGGACAUGGCAGUGGGUCAGGUGGUUCGCGCCAUCAACUUUUCCGUCGUGACGCAUGACGGGAAGUCCAUUUCGCUGACCGGUGAAUUUUUCGCGGACAGCGAGCGCGGUUCUGCUAUGUUGGAAGUCGUCCUUGCUGGCGAGCAAGUUGAACGGCUGGCGUCCGUCCAGGAAGAGGGAGGAGAGGCCAUGUCGACUCCUUGGACGGCACCGCAAAGCUCGAAAAUGAUAUACACCGGGACGUGCUUCGUUUCUUGUCUAGCGUCCGUAAAGAACUCCAUCCUAGUCUCCUCGACAGCAGACACAAUGGCGUCGCAGGGUAGUGCGGCGGCAUCCGAGAGUCGUCCUUUUACGAAGGAAUCGUUGAAAGAAGAAAUUCGGGUUUUCGUACCCGGUGUGUGGCUCACAGAUGUUCGAGAUCAAGAUCCUGUCUUCCACGUCUGCGAAAGCUCUCGUCUGAAGAUUGAUGCCGUCACUGGACUCUGCCGCAAGAGCGGCGAAGCUUGUCAGUGCAAGGCAGCUGCUGAGCCACUUCUCCUGACCAGCGUGAGCCUGCGGGUGACGGUGCAGCAGGAUGAGUUCUGCGUCCUGGUUCGGACAAGCACGUUGCAGGAUGUGCAGGACGCGAUCUUGGAGACGGGGAUAUCUUCCCUGACUUUCCAAAGACGGUGCGAUGUGAUACUGGGAUCCAACAAAUAUGUUUCCAGUGGAGACUGGACUCACGCUCAAUUCCAGGUGUUGCGCGCGGAAGAGCAGUUGUUGGCACCCGUGAAUACGGAAAUGAGGCCUUUGCCAAGUUACGUGUACUUGACGGAGGACGCUGCACAUGGUCAAGUCAUCGCGUUGUCCUCGCUCGCGAAGGUGCCGGAGAGUCCGGGCGGGGCACGUGUGGAGGAGGCAAAUGGCGUCGUGCCUGCAAGCGUCUUCAUGUUGGUGACGGCGCUGGACAGGGCCAAGGCGCUGCAGUUGGAUGAGAAGACCAUCCAGGUGUCGCACGACCGUGUGCGGUCCUUGCUGCACGCAGAUGAGUCCGCGGAGUUUCGCGUGGAGGCACUUGCUACGUUGUCGGACAUGUUUGUCUUCAAUCUGCAGAACAUGAUUCGGAUCAUUGUCGGUAGCUUGCGUUUUCGAAAGGGCGUAUGUGUGUUUAUGGCCGAUCGCAUAUUUUCGCUACCUGAUGGGCUUUCUGAAGAAGAUGCAAAGAAUAUCAUGGAGACAGAGAUUGGGAGCGUGGCCGCCGUGGAGAAACGCAGCGGCAAUCGACGCAGGGCAGGGUCUCUCAUGGAAGCGACUCCGGCCAAAAAAACUUAA
This is a messenger RNA of Symbiodinium sp. CCMP2592, 1542 nucleotides long. The record is from the annotation of a GenBank genome assembly. NCBI's taxonomy places the organism in Eukaryota, Dinophyceae, Suessiales, Symbiodiniaceae.